This is a messenger RNA of Perca flavescens (yellow perch), 1045 nucleotides long. It is a transcript of the gene mzt1, whose product is annotated as mitotic spindle organizing protein 1. The transcript has 3 exons. Bases 283 to 504 code for a protein of 73 amino acids. NCBI's taxonomy places the organism in Eukaryota, Metazoa, Chordata, Actinopteri, Perciformes, Percidae. The record is from RefSeq and is a predicted model, not a curated record. Gene Ontology annotation, cellular component: interphase microtubule organizing center; centrosome; gamma-tubulin ring complex. Gene Ontology annotation, biological process: microtubule nucleation by interphase microtubule organizing center; mitotic spindle assembly; gamma-tubulin complex localization.
AUCUUUGCAGGAAGUUCUAGGGAACCAAUCAAGGAUGCAAGUCGUCACUUCCUCCUCCGGUUUCGUGUGAGUUAGCUAGGCAAGGUAGCUAACAAGCUGCUAAUAGUGUCCCUUUAUGAUUGUGCGUGUGAUAUUUUUGGAGAUUGUAUCUAAAAUGAAAACCAAACGUUUAAUGUCUGGCUGAACUGUUAAAGAGAUAUCGUAUUGCGUCAGAGACCCCUUCAAGUGAAAUUUGUUAGCCACAUGCUAGCAAGCGUUGGCUAAUUAUAUUCAGUUUACAUCAUGGCAAGUGCAGCAAAUACAAACCUGAACGCAGUCCGGGAGACUAUGGACGUGUUGCUGGAGAUCUCCAGGUUGCUGAACACAGGUUUGGACAUGGAGUCUCUGUCCAUAUGUGUGAGACUGUGUGAGCAGGGCAUCAACCCAGAAGCUUUGUCUGCCGUCAUCAAAGAACUGCGUAAAGCUUCUGAAACCCUCAAGGCUUCUGAAAACUGCACUAACUGAAGUUGCAGGCUGAUCACCUCAGUUGGAACUUUAAUGGGAUCUUACCCCGUUCCUGGAUCUGUACCUACCAUGGGCUCUCCAACCAAUCAGACCUGCAUGUGCGUCUUCACUCUGUCCUCAGCGCCUCCUCUGUGACUGACUGCUCCUGUCCUGUGCUUUUGGCUUGUGUUUGAGGUUUUGUGUGGAGGUAUCAAACUCAGUCCUCUUCCGAAACGCAAGUCGCAAUGGGGCGUGCUCAGCCGUUCGGCCUCGGAUUUGCUUGCAAGUUUCUCGUUUUUGUAAAGUGGGAGUUCAUAGUGGUAUUAGCAUUGACAUCCUGCCUUAAUUUAAGAGCAUUCUUCAAAUUUCUGAUAGUCGAUUUAUGUUGCACUUUCCAUGAGAAAAUGUUUUUUAUGAUGUUUUGAAAUAUCUGAAUUGUUUUUAAUUUUUUUGUAAGCAUAAUGCUUAUUUUCAGCUUAAUCCUUUUGGCAUUUCCAUUGUCCAUGUAACCAUCAAUGAUGGAACAAAGUCUAAAUUAAAAUGUUACAGUCAACGGCCACAA